UCCGUAUCCGUGAUGUGAUCGUAAUUCGUAAUGUCAGUGUUUAUUUUACAUCAUUCGCAAUAAAUAAUCGUCGCAAAGUAAAAUGUAAAGUGAAACCAGUUUUAAAAAUAAGUUGCUUUUUUAAUUGUAAACAUGUCGACAUUUAUAAAUCACAGAGACGACAGUUCAGUGAACGUCGAGGAAGCAAUAACAAAAGAUAGUGUAACGUAUUAUAAAAUCGUUGUAAAAGUGGGUUUCGUGCAGUGGGAUGUAUGGCAUCGGUACAGUGAUUUUGUAGAGCUCCACGAUAAACUGGUGAACGAUUAUGGCGUCGCUAAGGACCUGCUUCCGCCGAAGAAGGUCAUACGCAACAAGACCCCUAAAUUCAUUGAACACAGACGAGAGGCCCUCAAAGAGUAUCUCAAUAAUGUAUUUAAUUUCUUGAAUCUAAAUUUGCCUUCAGACUUUGCUCACUUCUUGGACUUCCAUUUAUACGACAUAUUAUUUUUAUUACAAGAUUUAGCAAAAAAACUUUAUUUGGAAGGAGAUAAGAUGUUACAAAAUGAAAAAAUACAUAAAUUCACACCAUUACAGCUACACGCAAUCAGUGAAAGAUUCAAAAUGGCGUGUCCACCGACAGAGAAGCUGGACCAAAUGUACGACUUCAGUCACAUUCUCGACUUCUGUUCACAAGUCCGCUCGCUCAGCAUAGAGGGGAGUUAUGAGAAACUGGGCACAAGUAAUAUUGUGCCUAAUGAUUUGAAGUUUGAUUUGAUACCGUUCAAGUCGCUGAUGGAUUUGAAGGUUCUUGGUGUGCCCAUGGCCUGUAUACAGAGUGUUGGCAGUUUACGCGAUACAUUAUGUAGUUUGUCAGUGCUGAUAGCAACAGUGGUGUCGCUCAACGAAUUUCUGCUUGUUGAUGUUCUACACAAGGACCCUUCCAGUAUAACUGAUUCUAUGAUAUGGAAGAAACUAACAACCAUAAACUUCUCCAGUAACAACAUAGCGAAAGUGGACUGGGCGAUACGGCUCGUGCCGAAGCUGCAACAUCUCAACCUAUCUUCCAAUAGAUUAGACGAGCUCUGUGACGUGUCCUGCCUUCACGAUCUUCAAGUACUAAACCUAUCGAUGAAUCGAUUCAGCACCUGCGAGAAUUGGCACGAGAAAAUCGGAAACAUCGUCAAAAUCGAUUUAUCGCAGAACAAAGUCCAAUCGUUACAGGGUUUCUCGAGACUGUACUCGCUAGAGAGUUUAGAUUUAAGUUGCAACGUUAUUACGGAUGUAGAGGAAGUCCAACAUAUAUGUAAACUGCCGUGCCUAGAAUAUCUAUGGUUGACCGCCAAUCCCGUGGCAUCGUCCAUAGAUUAUAGAGUUAAGGUGUUAGAACAAUUUAAUUCUAGAAUGUCAGAGCUAUGUUUGGAUAACGAAAAAGCGUCAGAAAAAGAAUUGGACACGGCUCGAGUUUUGCAAGCGUUGAGGGUAGUUAAAGAGAAGAAGACGCCGAGCUUCUUGCAGAACAAUAAUACGAGCCAUAGUUUUCAUAAAAGUUGACGACUGAUGUGAUUUGUUUUGUAGUUAAUUUUUGUACAAUAUUGUAACGAUUUUGGUACUGAUGUAUGUCAGUAGUAUUUAUACGUAAGAGAAUAUAUUUUUCGUCUGAGCCUUCAUAAAUGGCUAUUGCUUGAAUUAUGCUAAAAAAAUAGAAGCUAGAAAUAUUCUAGCUUUGAUUGACUUUAUUAAAAUAUAAUAAUGACAGCUUGAUUAUACCAGUUUAUCUUUUUGAGUAUUGAAAAUUAUUUGUUAUUCUUAUACAUGCUAUUCUUAGGAAUAAUUAAUCACUCUUAACUUGUGAUAAACUUUAAUUUAUAAGCCUUUUGUAUUAGAAGUAACUUUUUCUAAUUGUGAUUGUUUUUUGAAGUGAAACUUCUUUAGGCGCGUUAAGAAUAAAAUUUCAAGGUCGAGUCAUGGCAAUACCGCACGUCAUGGAAUAAGGCGAGGAUACGAUUUUGGUACCUUUGAUUCUUGCCAAAGAAGUUUCACUUCUGACACGUGUGCUCGGCACGCACGCUCUUUUUUAUGUUACAGAUUUUUGUAUUUUUGUUUUGUGUAACAGAUUGUUUUUUUUUUAAUAACCAUUCUGAAAUGUGGUUGGUGCUAAAGCGUUCAGUUACCUACUCGAUUGUUCUAAAAUAUUUUUUUACAGGACAAGAAAGUAUACGCAAGAUAGCUUUUUAUUUGCAAUACUAUUUUCAACUUAGAGCGGCCGUACACGGGCGGCUCGAGCAGUCCGUUUUUGGCAGUGAAUGAAUGUCCAUAGUUCACCGCGAGAUCGCGGCUUCAAGACGUCGGUCUCAACUGCUUGUAGCGGUUUGUGUAUGGCCGCCCUUAUACUCAUUCUCAGCGUUUUGUUAGUAAUAAUAUUAUAUUCCAUUAUUUUUCCAUUUGUAACGAUUUUUUGCGUAUUUUUUGUUAAAAUGUGAAGUAAUUAAUAAGUAAAAUAGAUAAUUAAGAAAUGACUAAAAUUUUAUAUGACCAUAUAGUGCAUUUCUAUUAGAUGCUGAACCUAUAAGAUUAUUUCAUGGUAGUCUUCUUGCCUACUGUAGCCUUGAUUAGAUCAACUAAGUUUCUUGUGCAUAACAGAAAAGCAUUUCCAUCAAAAAAUAAUUUUGUUAUGAUCCGUCUUCGAUUAAAUAUUUGGUACAUAACUCAAAAUAACAUCAUUUCUCGUCUAGUACAUAGGGACUAAAAUAGUAGCAAAAAAUAUACUUACUUAUCAUUUUUGAAUUUGCCUUUUUGUUGGAAAUUAACAAGGCGGAGUAAAUACGGUUUCUUUUAUGCAAUAUAUUUAGUUAGAAGCUACUGUAAGAUAACCAUUAUUAUAAUUAAGUAAAAGAUCAUAUUUUGUGUAAUAUUAGUGUAUGAAAUACAAUGUGUAAAUAAUAUAAUCGAUGACUAAACUACACCAUACAAGGUGCAAUAGUAUUGUUUUCUAGAAGUAUUAUAUUUGUGAUUUUUUAUUGUGAAACAAUAUGUAUUGUGUUAUUAAAGUUAUUUCACGUUA
Colias croceus (clouded yellow) is the source of this 3040-nucleotide messenger RNA. Its product is annotated as nischarin. Lineage: Eukaryota; Metazoa; Arthropoda; Insecta; Lepidoptera; Pieridae. The coding region runs from base 133 to 1530 and encodes 465 amino acids. Gene Ontology annotation, cellular component: cytoplasm. Gene Ontology annotation, molecular function: protein kinase binding; phosphatidylinositol binding. The record is from RefSeq and is a predicted model, not a curated record. The transcript is spliced from 4 exons.